This is a messenger RNA of Ilex paraguariensis (yerba mate), 1209 nucleotides long. The record is from the annotation of a GenBank genome assembly. NCBI's taxonomy places the organism in Eukaryota, Viridiplantae, Streptophyta, Magnoliopsida, Aquifoliales, Aquifoliaceae.
AUGGCUUGCUCUCUUCUCUCUCCUCCUCAUCUCAGCUUCCCAAUCACUUCUCCAUCAUCAACCAACCACACCGUCAAAGCCACAGAUUCCACCGCAACAGCGUUAUUCACCGGUGUCUAUCGGAGAAGUAGAAGAGCUGCAACAGUUGUUGCUAAGGCUUCUGAGAAAGACGAAGAUACGCCGGCUUUCAAUCCUUUCGGAUUCGUCACCGAUAAUCCAUCAAGUCGUAGCGCCAUUCAGCUUCCCGAGAGUCCUGCCGAGGACGGAAACGUCGGCCAAAUGCUCUAUAGAAUAGAAGACAAAGGAAAGGAUUAUGGCUCUUACAUCAAAUCAGGGAAGUUUAGAUGGUUUGUGAGAGAAACAGGUUCGCCUGACAGCCGACGUGGAACCAUUGUCUUUCUUCAUGGGGCUCCAACACAAUCUUACAGCUAUCGAGUUGUUAUGUCUCAGAUGGCAGAGUUUGGGUUCCACUGCUUUGCUCCUGAUUGGAUAGGCUUUGGUUUCAGUGACAAGCCACAGCCAGGAUAUGGAUUUGACUACACUGAAAAGGAGUUCCAUGAUGAAUUUGAUAUAUUACUAGACGUCCUGGAGAUCAAAUCUCCAAUUUUCCUAGUUAUCCAGGGAUUUCUUGUAGGUUCAUAUGGAUUAACUUGGGCCGUGAAAAACCAGAGCAGGAUAAUGAAGCUAGCUAUUUUGAACACACCAUUGACAGUAUCAUCUCCCAUUCCUGGACUGUUUCAGCAACUCAGAAUUCCGCUGUUUGGUGAAUUUACUUGCCAGAAUGCUGUAAUGGCUGAGCGCUUCAUUGAAGCAGUAUUGAGGACCUACUCUUCCCAUCUUCCAUCUUAUAUCAUUUUAGCCAAGCUAAUGAUAUCCAGUUAUGCCCUGAAGAUGGAAAAGGCUGAUGUCUAUCGAUUACCAUAUCUGGCUAGCAGUGGACCGGGAUUUGCUUUGCUUGAAGCUGCUAGAAAAGCAAACUUCAGAGAUGUCUCAAACCAAAUAGCGGCUGGCUUUGCAUCUGGAAGAUGGGAUAAACCAAUAUUGGUUGCUUGGGGAAUAUCAGACAAGUAUCUUCCUCAAUCCGUGGCUGAAGAGUUUCAAAAAGGAAACCCUACUAAUAUCAAGCUUAAGUUGAUUGAAGGUGCUGGCCAUAUGCCACAAGAGGACUGGCCUGAAAAAGUGGUUGAGGCUUUGAGAGUAUUUUUCUAA